CCUCAGCUCAGUCCCAUGUGUUCGAUUCUCCUGAUAGUUACAUUGGCCGUCGUCCUCUUCCUGGUUGCCCCGGGCGAUGGACUAAUGCGCGUAGUUCUCGACUUUGAUCGCUAUGAAAUGUUCAAUGGGACGGACUUCUUCAACAUGGAAAAGUUUCGCGUGCGAAAGUUUAACCGAACGCUGUCCGUGAUGAACGGUACCGGUGUGCUGCUGGUCGAUCUGGACGAUCGCUAUACGUUUGGAAUAGAUUUCGCACGCAGUGCACAGGGCAACAACCAGUUCCAGGCGUACCCGAUGAAGCUGGCAGCGAAACCGUUCUGUGAGUUUGUCAACCUGUACUAUCGCGAGUAUCAGCACCUGUUUCUGAAGUACACCAACCUACCGUUCGUACCACCGGAAGGCCUGUGUCCGUUCCCGAAGGGCACAUACUGGGCGAAGGAUGCACACAUUGACUCGUCCGUUAUUCCGGUGGUAGUGCCGGAGGGGCUAUGGCGAUGUACGAUCGAUAUGGUCGAUACAGAGAACGGUGUGUUGGUUUCUCGUGGGAUGAUGUUCGUUCGACUGACCAAGGAGCUGGCUUAGAGCACUACUAAUUCCUUUAAUUGAAAUUUAUCAAAUUAAGCUAACAAAAUGAGUUUUACUAUAUAAAUCAAUGAUGCCAGUCUGAUUAUUGCAAAGCAUAUUUUGAUUAUAAUUCAAACUGCACAAACUGCAAAUCUAGAUCACAU
Messenger RNA from Anopheles merus, 728 nucleotides. RefSeq lists its product as uncharacterized. Lineage: Eukaryota; Metazoa; Arthropoda; Insecta; Diptera; Culicidae. The record is from RefSeq and is a predicted model, not a curated record. The coding region runs from base 16 to 582 and encodes 188 amino acids. The transcript has 2 exons.